Molecule: messenger RNA, 1650 nt
Organism: Corvus hawaiiensis (hawaiian crow)
Lineage: Eukaryota; Metazoa; Chordata; Aves; Passeriformes; Corvidae
Product: T-cell activation Rho GTPase-activating protein-like
Exons: 2
Molecular function (GO): GTPase activator activity
Source: RefSeq, a predicted model, not a curated record
UGGGCUGUUUUCUGUGUGCAGGUGACAGUGUUGGUGGAGUUCCUCAUAAACAACUGCUCGGAAAUAUUUGAGAAGGACAUUGCCUUUCCUGCCUGUGCCUUGGCUGAGGAGUCACCAGAGCACACAGACAGCUCCACAGAACAACUCUGUGCAGCUCAGAAUGACUCUGCCUAUGACAGCCCAGAUCCCGAAGUGGAAGGCUGCCAUUGUACCUCUGAGAUGGAGCAGGCCAAAGGGAGGAAUGCUACCGUGAGCAGAAAAUACCCAACACACAUCUCUGCCCCUUCACUGACUAAUUUCAGAAAUGACAUCAGCACAAUGGACAGGAGGUAUUCAGAGUCAGACUUGUCCUUCCAAAACUGCCUUGAUGACACAAUAAGGAAACAGAAACUAAACAAAAGUGAGGACAAUUUUCCAGUUCAGCAGAAACAGCCAUGGUUGGAGGCACUGGAGAAACGUCUUGCAGCCUUACCUUCACAAUUAUCAACUGACUCUCUACCCAAAACAUCCUCCAGUUGCUCUCUGGAGAGUUCUGAUGGCUCAGUUUUCACCAGCUCCCCAGUAGUUUCACCCUCUAGUCCCAAAAAAACCUUUUUAAAUAGGCCUCAGUCCUUUUCCACCAAGGCCACUGAAGACUGCAGUACACCUAGCAGAGAGAUCAAAAAACAUUCCAUGUCAUUCUCUUUUGCAAACCACAGGAAAACACUAAUAAAAACCCAGAGUUGGGGGCCUGGAAAAAACAUGUUUUUUCAGAGGGACAGUUUCACAAAGAAAGAUCAGUUCUCCUGCAGAAUUGUCCAGGAGGACAGUCGUAAUGAUGACAAACCAUUGCAUGUGGAGUAUCAGCAGAGGCCCCGUUUCAGGUCAGUUGAUGAAGUGUUCAGAGACGUGGACCAGAAAAACCCUGGAAGACCACCCUCUUAUGAAGAGGCUGUUAAAAACUGCCUGGCCACUAAAGUUCCCUCCCACAGUCUCACAGUUCAAACUCUGAGAUUAGCGGUGUCAAACCAGGAUGCUUUGCUGCCUCAUCCAUGCAGCCACAGUGCACAGGACACAGAAUAUACAGAUCUAAGGGAUCUGCACAGUGCCAGAGUUUCUGCAACAAAGGAUUCUGACAUGGAAACUGAAACCUUCAGCAUCACUGUAGGAGUAAACUCCCGUGUGAGUUUACCCGUGACCCCAGGAGUCUACCGGAUGAGAGCCAUGUCUGAGUCCUGUCAAAAGAACAAACUCGAGUAUGUAGCACAGAGGUGCAGCCAGCCGCUUUUUGAGGUAGAGCAGAUCCAGUUUGCUAAGGAGUCCUACGUUUAAAAAGCCUAUCCUUCCUCUUUGCACUGUACAAAGUAAAUAUUGUAAAAAUAGACAUCUUGCUAAUCAUUUGUAGGAUUUUACUUUCAAGAGACAAAGAAUAAGCUAGCUCUGCAUGAACUUUUUUUUCUGAAGUGUCUGUCAGCUUGACAUGUCACAUCCUUUCACCACAAGAGUUGUUGCUGGUGAAAACCUGUGUAUCAUUAUGUAAAAAUGUAAGUUAGUAUGCUGUACAUAACCUGUUGUGUGGGAAGAGUAGUUAGCAGAUCAUAAACAGUGUUGUAUUUGUGUUCCUGAAAUGACAAUUAAAAUGUUGGCAGGUCCAAAACCUGUCGCACCUUC